GAGCGCGUGUGUUUUGAUUUGUUUAUGUAUCCUCAGUGUUUUUCUCUCUAGAGUGUUUUAUUGAGUGUAAACCGAGUCUUGUCUCUGUGUAUUUUAGUGUUGGUGAUGAGAUGGAUGUGAUGUGCUGUAAAUCAGUAGGAACUGAUCUGUCCAUGCUGGAUAUUGAUGAUUUUAUCACAGAAAUAUCUCAGCUGAAGAAAGAGGUGGCGUUACUGGAGAUAAAGCUGAGGUUAAGAGGAGAUGAAGGACUGAAUAGAGAGGAUGGGGUUUGUUGUGAAUCUUCAGAGUAUGUGACUGUUUGGAGCUCCAGUGAAUGUCUGGAUUCAGUGUGGAUGAGCAGAGAUCAGAGCCGCACACCACAGUCACUGCUGGAUAAACUCUCUGAAGAGACAUCCAGACACACACAGGACUCAGUUCUCAGUCUGUCUUUACUCUCUUAUACUGAGUCAAAGCCCACAGACACUCAGGACACUACAGUGUGUGACAGUAAACAGAGCUUACAGGAGGAUCAAACCUCCACAGAGUCUCUGGAUUCUGUCUGUAACGCUGGAGAACAGCAGCAGAUCCUGCAGACCAAACUCAAGAUGUCUUCAGUUAAACCGAUGGACAGUGGGAACCUGAUGAGAAGAGAAACUACAGCAGAGGAAGAUCACACUGAGGAAGAUGAUGACAAUCAUGAUGAUUUUAUUCCUUCAGAUAAGAUCAGUGAUUCGUGUUUGGAUGGAGAAAUAACGUCUUUAUCAUCAAAUAAGGGACAGACGGCACAAACCUGCAUCACCGAUGGAGAGACAUUGAGCUCACAGAGACAUUUAGAUAGAAAUCCAGAACAAAAACUCUUGACCUCCACCAGAUCUGAGAUCAGCUUCACUACCUUACAAAAAUAUAAACGUCAUCAUUCAAAAGUGCACAGAGAGAAGAAGAAGAAGCACUUUCACUGUCAGCAGUGUGGAAAGGAUUUUGGCUUCUUAUCUCAGCUAAAAGUUCACGCGAGGACACACAGUGCUGAAAAGUCUUUCUACUGCACUGAAUGUGGCAAAUAUUUCAGCACCAAACAAAGUCUUCAUUUUCAUCAGAGAAUUCACACUGGAGAGAAACCAUACGAGUGUCCUCACUGUGAGAAGAGAUUCAGCCGAAACCAUCAUCUGAAGAGACAUCUGCGUAUACACACCAAUGAGAGACCGUAUCAGUGCAGUGAAUGUGGAAAAACCUUUAGGGUUUUAAGUUCAUUAAAAUCACACCAGAAUAUUCACUCUGAGGAGAAACGCUAUCCGUGUUCACACUGUGAUAAAGGUUUCGGUCAGAAAUCGAAUCUGAUUAUCCAUGAGAGAAUUCACACUGGAGAAAAACCUUACGUCUGCUCUCAAUGUGGAAAGAGCUUCACUCAACCAGGUACUUUUAAAGUUCAUCAGAGAGUUCAUACAGGAGAGAAACCUCAUCACUGUACUGUUUGUGGGAAGAGUUUCAGCAAAAAAUGUAAUCUAAAGAAACAUGUGCGUAUACACACUAAUGAGAAACCAUAUCAGGUUUUAGUGAAACACCAUAGAACUCAUACAGGUGAAAAACCGUUACAAAUGUUCUCAGUGUGAGAAGACGUUUACUAAGCCAGAUUCCUUAAAAGCCCAUUUGAGAGUUCAUACGUGAGAGAAACCUUACGGGCCCUAUCAUACAUCCAGUGCAAUGUGCGACACAAGUGUCUUUCGCUAGUUUCAACCUGGCGAAAUUAUCAUUUUCACGUUUAGCUAGCACCAAGUUGUUUAAAUAGCAAAUGCAUCUGCGCCCAAUUUUGCACCCAUGGGCGUUCUGGUCUGAAAACGAGGUGUUUUCAGGUGCAUUCUUGGUGCGGUGCUAUUGUGAGGCAACUAAAAUAGACUACACCAUUAACCAACUAAAACCUGCUCUAAAGUCAAUGACGGAAUAUUGUUUUUGUUAUUUAAUGAGCGCGUUAGUAAUACAGGACGACAGUGCGCGUUUGCUUAUCACACACAUGGAUGCACAGCAGAACACAACCCUUUUAUAAUAUGAAAAAUUAAAGGAUUAAAAUGUAAAAGAUUAUUAUUGAGUCUCUUGGACUUAAAUGAGGACCGAUUAUGAGACGUUAGAAGAUGUAAAGAGCUGCUUGACCUGUAGCUUGGUAAGAAAUUGUUUUGCUUUAAACAAAUGCUUCUGUUUUUAAAUGCUACCUUAUGAAUUAAUUGUAUAUGAUGACUUUGUACCUGUGGAUAUGGUGAGAUGAGAAACAUUUUUAGGUAAUGCUUUAAAAAAAAAAACAUGGCGCUGUCCGAGUGCUGAAACUGUUCUCUGCACAUUUGUAAAUUCUUUAACCUCUGUUUGUUACAAAUAAAGUAUUUUUAGAGCACAAACCUUUUCUUGCAUAUUUGCAGAUUAUUACACUGAUUUUGUAGAAUAUCCAUACAUUUACAGCAAAUAAAAGCUUGCUAUUUCACUUCCGUGACUGAAAGAAAAAGGCUUUUAAAGGUUUAAAUCUAAAAAAAAAACCAAUUUCAAUACAAAUAAAAUCAAUCUUAAACUGGUGGCCUUCUUCUUCUUUUGUUUUUCGGUUUACAAAUUCCACUUUCUAAAUCGAGAUAAGGCAUGAUGCCUACACAACUUGCUUUUAAAGGGGAUGAGAGCUGAGACCCUCAUUGGUUAAUUGCACGUUAUGCCCAAAAUACACGCAUUACGAGAAUAGGAACGACCCUUUUAGACCGUGCGCUUGGCGCAUAAACUAUUUUCCUGUCGUUAAAUUGACAAAAGUGGAAUCGGACACGCCCAUUUAGACCUGCAUGCGUGCGCUUUAGACAGUGCGUUUAGAUUGUUAAAAUAGGGCCAUACGUCUGCUCGAUCUGUGGAGAGAGAUUCACUAAUGUAAGACCUCAUCAGAAGAAACAUACUGAAGAACAAACUGAUCUGUGAAAAAGACUUUGGGUUGAAAAUAACACAGCAUUUUUAAAGUGUAAAACUAAUAAAUAAAACAAAUGACUCUGCUGUACUUACAUUUACAAAUGUUAUGUUAUCAAGAGCCAUUGUUUGUGUUAUGUAUUUAUUAAAUGAUGUA
Messenger RNA from Paramisgurnus dabryanus, 3055 nucleotides. NCBI's taxonomy places the organism in Eukaryota, Metazoa, Chordata, Actinopteri, Cypriniformes, Cobitidae. The record is from RefSeq and is a predicted model, not a curated record.